This is a messenger RNA of Schistosoma guineensis, 252 nucleotides long. Lineage: Eukaryota; Metazoa; Platyhelminthes; Trematoda; Strigeidida; Schistosomatidae. The record is from the annotation of a GenBank genome assembly.
AUGGAUGCCGGUGAAAGAUCGUCGACAGAUGCCUCCGGUCCACCUGAUUCGACUGGUCAAAUGCUCUCGUCUCGUUUAUGCCAACUACAUAACAUCCAAGAAGCACGAAUAGCUUUGAAAUAUCUAUUCAGACAAGCAUCGUCAUCUGAAGUUUCUAAGAUUAAUUUAGGAACUCAAAUAUGUGAAUUGGAAUCUCAACUGAAUGCAGAGAAACGAAAAUCUGAGGAGAAUUCAAAAUCUGAUGCAGAUUAA